CCCUCACAAGGCAGGAGUGUCUGCCAUGUUGCUAUGACUGGAGCUUACAUUGUGUGCGACACACCAAGCAGCUCGAACGGCCACUCAUCAUGGCACGGGACUACGCGGCGCGGGCGGAGGCCUCCGAAAGCGCGUUGCUCCCAUCUUUUUUGCUGAUGUCCCCGCAAAAGCCAUAACUUACACACAAAAUGUGCAGCGGUACGAUGCGAGGACCCUUUGCUGCAGACGCGGACGGCUCUCCAGCUCUGGGCCCCACUCUCAGCCAUGACCAGAUCCUCUCGUCGGACGAAGACGAAGAGUACAGUCCAGAGGUCUCAGAUCCUGGGGCGGACAGUGGUGACCUUGCGCACGGGUUCACUGGUACAAGUGGUACGGCAGAUGGCACGAGCAUCGAGGAAGACGACAAUGGAAUGCUGCCUCGCGACAAGCAGCGCAAGAACGCCUUCUAUGACUACACAGCCGAAAAGCAAAUGAGCCACAUCGAAGCAAAGCAGUUCUACCAGCGUCACCAAUGGGAGACCCAGCAUGGAGGAUCGCAGGCAGGCGACGGCUACAGUCCAGCUCUGCGUGCGAAGACAUUCCCCGCGAACCUCGGCGCAGCAGAUGGCAUGAGCAUUCGCUCACGCCAGAGCAACGUCAGCCUCGUAAACCAGGGCCAUCAGCACAGUUUGCACCCUCUGGGUCAUUCACCCUAUGAGCAGUCACAGACCUAUCGUUCGCAGAAGGGCAGUCAAGCGGGCGAUGUCUAUCUCCAAGCCGACCAAGAAGCGCGAGCUCACUCGAAGCACCCCGGCCUACCCCACGAAGACAAGCCUCUACUCGCAGACGAAGGCAUACACGGCGCAGGAGCAGGAAUAGGCGUUGGCUCAGGCGCAGGAGGUUUCGCCAUGUCAGAUUCGAGCGUGACCGCUGAACUCAGUGCUAUCUACACCAAUGUACAGAAAGUGCUUGAUCUCCGCCACAAAUAUAUACGGUUGUCGCUACAACACGACUUCGACAACCCCAGAGAUGAUCCUGGGUGGAAGAUCUACCCACCUCACCCAGAGCCGGUGUGGAACGACUCUUCGAAGGAACGCCGCAAUGCAUCGAGCAGCCUGCCAAACAGCAUAGUCCUGGAGCCGACCGAGGCACCGCCAAAGCCGCCUCGCAAGAUGGGUACAAACAUUGGAGAGGAUUUCUUCAUGGAAGAUCUCCUGCCGCUCCCUGGGCCUUCUGAGAUGGCCUUCCGCAUGGACAGUGGUGGUGUAUUCCAGGUGUACGAGAAUGCCAAAUCCGCCGAGCUUGACACACCCAUUGUGGCCAUCCCCACGUUGCGAGAGUUCUACAUCGACCUGGAUGCUAUCCUGGAAAUCUCUUCAGAUGGACCAAGUAAGAGUUUCGCGUUCCGGAGACUUCAGUACCUGGAAGGCAAAUUCAAUCUCUACUAUCUUCUGAACGAAUACCAAGAGAUUGCGGACAGUAAGAAGGUGCCACACAGAGAUUUCUACAACGUACGAAAGGUCGAUACUCACGUUCAUCACUCGGCGUGCAUGAACCAGAAGCAUUUGCUGCGCUUCAUCAAGUCGAAGAUGAAGAAGUCGCCCGACGAGGUGGUGCUCUUCCGUGAUGGAAAGCACCUUACGCUCAGGGAAGUCUUUGAAUCCAUCAACCUGACAGCAUACGAUCUCAGUAUUGAUACACUGGAUAUGCACGCGCACACAGACUCCUUCCAUCGAUUCGACAAGUUCAACUUGAAAUACAACCCCGUUGGAGAAUCGCGUUUGCGAACUAUCUUCCUGAAGACGGACAACUUCAUCAAGGGCAGGUACCUCGCUGAAAUCACCAAGGAGGUCAUCUCCGAUCUGGAAUCCAGCAAGUACCAAUUCGUUGAGUGGCGUAUCUCGAUCUACGGUCGCGACCUAGAUGAAUGGGAUAAGCUUGCCGCAUGGGUCGUUGACAACAAGCUUUUCUCACCCAAUGUGAGAUGGCUCAUCCAGGUUCCUCGCCUGUUCGACGUGUACAAGGCUACUGGGCUGAUGCAUGAUUUCGAAGAGGUGGUUCGCAACGUCUUCCAGCCAUUGUUUGAAGUUACAAAGGACCCGUCCAGCCAUCCAAAGCUCCACAUCUUCUUGCAGAGAGUCAUCGGUUUCGACAGUGUCGACGACGAGAGCAAGGUCGAGCGACGUGUGUACAGAAAGUUCCCAACUCCCAAGGAAUGGACGACGAAGCAGAACCCGCCUUACAGCUACUGGAUGUACUACCUCUUUUCCAACAUCGCAUCACUCAACGUCUGGAGGAAGCAGCGUGGCUUCAACACUUUCUUGCUUCGCCCGCACUGCGGAGAGGCUGGUGACACUGACCACUUGGCUGCUGCUGUCCUCUGCUGUCACAGCAUCAGCCACGGUCUGCUCCUUCGUAAAGUGCCUCUGCUGCAGUACAUCUUCUAUCUUGAGCAGAUUGGUGUAGCCAUGUCGCCACUCAGUAACAAUGCCCUCUUCUUGGCAUACGAGCGGAACCCGUUCCUGAGCUACUUCCGACGUGGUCUCAAUGUCUCGCUAUCGACGGAUGACCCGCUGCAGUUCGCGUUCACCAAGGAACCAUUGAUUGAGGAGUACUCCGUAGCAGCGCAGAUCUAUAAGCUGAGCGCGGUUGAUAUGUGUGAGCUUGCCAAGCACUCUGUCGAGCAGAGUGGUUUCGAGCACAUUGUUAAGCAGAAGUGGUUGGGUGGCAACUACAAUCUUCCUGGCGUUGCAGGUAACGAUAUGGCAAGAUCCAACGUACCCAGCGUUCGCGAGGCCUUCAGGCACGAGACGCUUAUGCAGGAGCUUGCCAUGAUCGAUCGAUACACACGCGCUGCCAACACUGAGACCCAAGCUCUCACGAUGUCAAAUCUCCAACCAGAGCAACAAACACCUCAGACACCAAGGACGCACCACGCCACACACCCAGGAUCACCAGUACAGUCGCCGCACACACAGCCGUCUGCCACCAAUCCGCAAGACCACGACAAAGCAUUUCCUAAGCUGCCUCCGUCUUCCUUUCCGGCCCAGCAGGCGCGGCUGAACCCGUCGGCAUCUACUACCGAUAUUGCGAGCAUGUCCACCCAGUCAGGAUCGCCCACCGCUGCCAACACCGAGCGUCCGCGCCGCACAUCCAGCAUGACCAUCAGUCCCAGCGUCGUAUCGGCCCCUCAGCCACCUGUAGGCCAACAGCCAGCUGAGCAAGACCUCGACUUGACGCGUACUUCGAGCAGUGUGAACCUCGACGGCGAACCUAGGAUCUUUCCAGGCGUGGUUAGCAGGAGGAGGCGUAGCAGCUUGCGCGGCAGCAAUAUUGAAGACGGCGAGGAAGCUCAUACUGGUUUACCCCGGGUGCCCACGGAGCCUGUGGUGCAGGAGCAGGACACCGAUGAUGAGGAUUUGUAGCACGGGCCUCCCAUUGAUUUCUUGACGGGUUCGAAAAGGAGCGGUUUGUCAUGAUUAUGGAGGCAUGAGUAUCAACUACUUGUCGGUAACGAAUAGUUCUAAAUGAAUAUACGC
Molecule: messenger RNA, 3518 nt
Organism: Macroventuria anomochaeta
Lineage: Eukaryota; Fungi; Ascomycota; Dothideomycetes; Pleosporales; Didymellaceae
Product: AMP deaminase 3
Exons: 2
Coding region: 189-3404 (1071 amino acids)
Biological process (GO): AMP metabolic process; IMP salvage
Cellular component (GO): cytosol
Molecular function (GO): AMP deaminase activity
Source: RefSeq, a predicted model, not a curated record